AUGGUUGGUACACUUGGGUUGUUUAAUUUCCGUGGUAAGAAUGAGAAGAGACGUAGCAAAAGUAUGAGCGUCGGGAAUGGUAGUGUAUUAGAAGGGUCAGCAGCUGGGAAUGAAGAGGCUGCAGAUGGAACUCAGGGAUCGGAUCAUCCGAGUGAUCUCCCUGAAUCGGAUCAAAACGAGAAGCUGAGGCAGGUCAUGGAUGAUUUGGCUGCUACUUUCCAAGCCAGAGAAAAGCAGCUAUUAACUGAUAUGGAGCAGAUGAAGGAAAAGUUUGCUAAAUUACUGUUAGGAGAGGAUAUGUCAGGUGGAGGAAAGGGGGUUUCAUCAGCUUUAGCACUGUCAAAUGCCAUUACAAACCUUGCUGCUUCUGUGUUUGGUGAACAAUCACGCUUAGAGCCUAUGACAGCUGAAAGGAAAUCAAGGUGGAGAAAAGAAAUAGAUUGGCUCUUGUCUGUGAGUGAUUGCAUUGUUGAAUUUGUUCCUUCUCAACAAAAAGCCAAGGAUGGAUCAAACAUGGAGAUAAUGGUGACAAAGCAACGAUUUGAUCUUCUAAUGAACAUUCCAGCCCUCCGAACUCUUGAUACAAUGCUUCUUGAUUGUCUGGAUUCAUUCAAAGACCAAGACGAGUUCUAUUAUUUGUCAAAGGAUGCGACAGAUGAAGAGAAAGGGAACAGCAAAAGAAAAGAUGACAAAUGGUGGCUGCCUACUGUUAAAGUUCCGGAACAAGGUUUGUCAGAUGCAGCAAAAAAGAACCUGCAGAGCCAAAGGGAAGCCAUGACUCAAGUACUUAAAGCAGCAAUGUCUAUCAAUGCUCAAGUUCUGACAGAGAUGGAGAUCCCUGAAAACUACCUUGACUCCCUCCCAAAGAAUGGGAGAGCUAGUCUUGGUGAUUCAACCUAUAGGAGUAUCACAGUAGAAUUCUUUGACCCUAACCAGUUUCUCGCAACUACGGAUUUAUCAAGCGAGCACAAGAUAUUAGACCUGAAGAAUAGAAUUGAGGCAUCUAUUGUGAUAUGGAAGAGGAAGAUGCACCAAAAGGAUGGGAAAUCAGCUUGGAGCUCUGCUGUUAGCUAUGAAAAGAGAGAACUGUUUGAGGAGAGAGCUGAGACCAUCUUACGCAUUUUGAAACAUCAGUACCCUGGCAUUCCUCAAUCUUCACUUGACAUCAGCAAAAUCCAAUACAACCGGGAUGUAGGACAAGCUCUCUUGGAGAGCUAUUCAAGAAUACUGGAAAGCUUGGCCUUUACAGUGUUGUCCAGGAUAGGAGAUGUGCUCUAUGCUGAUUCUGUUGCUCGAAACCCGAGUCAAGCAACAUCCAAGAGCCCGGCAAAUCCGAGUUCAGGAAAUGACAAUGAAAAAUCGAAUUUGAUGACCCUCUCAGACUUACUUACUUGGAGUGGAGAUCUACUCGACAAUGACUUUGAGGACAGCAAAGAUUGCAAAGAUGACUUAUCCAAAGAUAUGGAUGAAAAGAACCUAAACGUAGCGACUAGCAAGGUUUCAUAUCUUGAAUCCUUGGGUGGAGUAAGAAGCCCGAAAGAACGCCAUUAA
Molecule: messenger RNA, 1551 nt
Organism: Gossypium raimondii (Peruvian cotton)
Lineage: Eukaryota; Viridiplantae; Streptophyta; Magnoliopsida; Malvales; Malvaceae
Product: rop guanine nucleotide exchange factor 12
Exons: 7
Coding region: 1-1551 (516 amino acids)
Molecular function (GO): guanyl-nucleotide exchange factor activity
Source: RefSeq, a predicted model, not a curated record